UACCGAUUGAACAAGCGAAAAGACCAAGACGGCGGACUCAGCGACUUGGCUUUCCAAAAACGUUUCAUAUUUACGAUCUUACAGCCAUUUACAUUCAAAUGUAACAUCAUAUACCUUAAGAUUGGUCUUUUCCCAAAGUCUGCAAAAUGGAAGUUGACGUUGGAACGGUGAAGUGCUACCUGAAGUGAAGAUUGAAGACGUGAUAGUGGAUGGACGACUACUGCUAUGCUAAGAUGGUGACGUCAUGUCAAAGAGAAAGUGAAAGAGAGUCAGAAACGGAUAAAAAGAUGAAAACUACGGACGAAGACAUCCAGCAGCUGAUUGGUCAUCCAGAAGAACUUCCCCCUCAGUCAGAGGUGAGCUCCACUUUGAAGCAGGAGACUCCACAGCCACCUCACAUUAAAAAGGAAGAGGAAGAACUCUGGAUCACUCAGGAGGGAGAGUGUCUUCUCGGACAUCAGGAAGCUGAUUACACCAAGUUGCCGCUGACUGUUGUUUCUGUGAAGACUGAAGAUGACGAAGAGAAACCACAAGCAAACAAUCUCUUAGCUCCACUAUCAGAUAGUGAGGCUGAAGACGGGGUUGAAGUAACUUUGAGCAGCGAAACAGACUCUAAAGGUGAUAUAGAGACUGACCGCAAAUACUUUGCGUCUUCGAAAAAGAAGCAAGGUAAAAAAUGUUUGACGCGCUCAGUUUGUUCGAAAACCUUUAGUAGAAAGAGCCAUUUGACUCAACACAUGAAAACACCCACAGGACAAAAAACAUUUGAUUGUUCAGUUUGCGAUAAAAGCUUCUCCCAAAAGAGCAAUCUGACCGAUCACAUGAGAACGCACACAGGAGAAAAACCCUUUAGUUGUUCAGUUUGUGGUAAAAGCUUUACUAUCAAAAAUAAUUUGACUCAACACAUGAGAACGCACACAGGAGAAAAACCAUUCACCUGUUCAGUUUGCGGUAAGAGCUUUUCUCAAAAAAAUAAUUUGACUCAGCACAUGAGAACACACACGGGAGAAAAACAAUUCCAUUGCUUAGUUUGUGGUAAAAGCUUUACUAAAAAGUGCCAUUUGACUCAACACUCGGGUACACACACUGGACUGAAACCAUUCAGUUGCUCAGUUUGUGGUAAACGCUUUUCUCGUAACGGCGAUUUGACUCAACACACGAGAACACACACGGGUGAGAAACCACUGAAUUGUGUAGUUUGUGGUAAAAGUUUUUCUCGAAACAGCGAUUUGACUCAACACAUGAGAACGCACACAGGAGAAAAACCAUUCAACUGUCUCGUUUGUGGGAAAAGCUUUUCCCAGAAGAACAGUUUAACGGAACAUAUAAGAACACACACGGGGGAAAAACCAUUUAAAUGCUUAGUUUGUUGUAAAAGCUUUAUUAAAAAGUGUAGUUUGGUUCGACACAAGAGAACACACACUGGAGAAGAUGCAUUUAGUCGUUCAGUUUGUGGCAAGAGUUUUUCUCCAAAAAAUAAUUUGACUCAACACAUAAAAACACACACGUGAGAAUAAUCAAUUAGCUGUUUCAUUUGUGGUAUGUUGCUCGUAUAUUUCCACAUUUACCCAAACCCAGGACCUCCUCAAAAUAAGUUCACUGCUCACAAAUAUGUAAAGGCUUCGUACAAAGUAGAAUUGAUUAUCUGGAGCAUAAUCUUAUCUUCUGCGUGUAUGAAACGUCCAUGAAUAGCAAGAUAGAUGAUGCUUGUAGUGCUUGGUUACUCCUUCUGCAGAUUAGAGAGACCUGAGGAAUUGUGUCUUCUUCCGUGAUGCUUUCACCGCCCGACUUUGAACGCCAACAACAUGACUCGAUCUGCCUGAAACUACACCUUCCAGGUCACCUGGUGUUCAUGCUUUGUGUCUACAGACCAAAAUCAGAUGAUGCCUCAAUGUACACAGAAUCUCUCCAACUCUGCAGUCCAAAAGCAGCCCAGUUCUCUCAACCAUGAAAAUCUGUCCCAAAAAUGUUAUUCCGGCACUUCAAAAACUAAUGGCCCUGAUGAAAUCUCAGCAACUGUACUUAAAAUCCGUGUGGUGAAGAUUGGCCCAGUACCUGCCAAGCUCUUCCAGAUUUUCCUGGACACAAAGACAGUUCAAUCCUUCUGGCUAUGUGCCCAUAUGAUCCACCUAAGCAAGGAAAAUAGCAAGAUCUGUUGAACUAUAAGCCAACAUCCCUGCUACCUAUUAUAUCCACAGCUUAAUAUGCGACCACAUUCACAAACAUCAAAUUUAAUCUGAUAACAAGUACGGACUAUGUGAGAAGCCAUCUACAAUUGAAAUGUUUUCUUAUGUCCCCCAGUGGUGGAACAAUGUUCUCAGCAAAAAUUGGGAGUACUUGUCUUAGAUGUAAAUAAAGUUUUUGAUCGUCUAAGGCAGUGGUUCUCAACCUUUUUUCAUUUAUGUACCCCCUGUGAACAUUUUUUUAAAUUCAAGUACCCCCUAAUCAGAGCAAAGCAUUUUUGGUAAAAAAAAAAAAAAAAUCCAUCCAUUUCUACCGCUUAUUCCCCUUUGGGGUCGCGGGGGGCGCUGGUGCCUAUCUCAGCUACAAUCGGGCGGAAGGCGGCGUACACCCUGGACAAGUCGCCACCUCAUCGAAGGGCCAACACAGAUAGACAGACAACAUUCACACACUAGGGACCAUUUAGUGUUGCCAAUCAACCUAUCCCCAGGUGCAUUAGGAAGCCGGAGGGAACCCACGCAUUCACGGGGAGGACAUGCAAACUCCACACAGAAAGAUCCCGAGCUCGGGAUUGAACCCUGACUACUCAGGACCUUCGUAUUGUGAGGCAGACGCACUAACCCCUCUUCCACCGUGAAGAAAAUACGGCACUAUGUCAUCAGUUUCUGAUUUAUUAAAUUGGAUAACAGUGCGAAA
Messenger RNA from Nerophis ophidion (straightnose pipefish), 2877 nucleotides. RefSeq names its product zinc finger protein OZF-like. NCBI's taxonomy places the organism in Eukaryota, Metazoa, Chordata, Actinopteri, Syngnathiformes, Syngnathidae. Gene Ontology annotation, molecular function: DNA-binding transcription factor activity, RNA polymerase II-specific; RNA polymerase II cis-regulatory region sequence-specific DNA binding. Bases 210 to 1511 code for a protein of 433 amino acids. The transcript is spliced from 2 exons. Gene Ontology annotation, cellular component: PcG protein complex; nucleus; transcription regulator complex. The record is from RefSeq and is a predicted model, not a curated record. Gene Ontology annotation, biological process: central nervous system development; regulation of transcription by RNA polymerase II.